AUGCCUAUACCCUCAGUAGGUGCAGGCUUUACCCAACAGGAAGCGGUUUUCCAAUAUCCCAUGAGGCCAGGCACAUUGAAGCACCAGACCGAAAACAUGAAGUCUAAUGACGGAGUUUAUGGGCGGAACAUCUCGGACGAGGACAUGGACCGCGCCGUCUGGGUUCUGAGAGGGAUCCUUAUUGAAAUGCAUUCUCCCAGCCAGAUUGGCGAGCCCCUUGGGGGAACCGCCAUCUUCGGGACCACUAGAGCGUCAACCGCUGAAAAGCGCCCGGGUGACCCAGUUGAUGGGGGCCGCCACUCUAAGCGGAUUGAGGAAAAAGAAGCGUUAAAGUCCCUCACUGCCGAAGAGGAUGAGACGUGGAUUGUGAAAGGAGGUUAUGAUGAUGAGCCCAUCAAGCUCAACCUUGGAAAAGGCCGAAAGGGUCUCCAGCAAGCAUUGAAUCUGGGCACUACAGAGGAAUGA
Messenger RNA from Aspergillus tubingensis, 465 nucleotides. Its product is annotated as P-loop containing nucleoside triphosphate hydrolase protein. NCBI's taxonomy places the organism in Eukaryota, Fungi, Ascomycota, Eurotiomycetes, Eurotiales, Aspergillaceae. The record is from RefSeq and is a predicted model, not a curated record. The transcript is spliced from 3 exons. Bases 1 to 465 code for a protein of 154 amino acids.